AUGAACUUGGUCUCAAUACCACAUGCGUCCACUAUUGAGGUGCACCUUUCCAGCCUGCACAGCUCCAACACCAACACCCCUGCCAACACCCUUCCACCACCUCGACCCACUCCCCUGCCAACACCCUUCCAGCUCCAACACCCACACCCCUGCCAACACCCUUCCACCACCUCGACCCACUCCCCUGCCAACCCUUCCAGCUCCAACACCCACACCCUGCCAACAUCCUUCCACCACCUCGACCCACUCCCUGCCAACACCCUUCCAGCUCUGCCAAACACACCACCUCGACCCACUCCCCUGCCAACACCCUGCACACCCCUGCCAACACCCUUCACCACCUCGACCCACCCCUGCCAACACCUUCCAGCUCCAACACCCACACCCCUGCCAACACCCUUCCACCACCUCGACCCACUCCCCUGCCAACAAACACACCUCCUCCACAACACUCCAACCAACACCCCUGCCAACACCCUUCACACCACCUCGACCCACUCCCCUGCCAACACCCUUCCAGCUCCAACACCCACACCCCUGCCAACAAUCCUUUCCACCACCUCGACCCACUCCCCCUGCCAACACCCCCAGCUCCAACACCCACACCCCUGCCAACACCCUUCCACCACCUCGACCCACUCCCCUCCAACCACCCUUCACAACACCCCUCAACACCCCACCCCUGCCAACACCUUCCACCACCUCGACCCACUGCCAACACCCUCCAAGCUCCAACACCCACACCCCUGCCAACAUCCUUCCACCACCUCGACCCACUCCCCUGCCAACACCCUUCCAGCUAACACCCACACCCCUGCCAACACCUUCCAGCACUCGACCCACUCCCCUGACCCUUCCCAGCUCCAACACCCACACCCUGCCAACACCCUUCCACCACCUCGACCCAUCCUGCCAACACCCUUCCAGCUCCAACACCCACCCCUGCCAACAUCCUUCCCCACCUCGACCCACCCCCUGCCCACUCCCCUGCCAACACCCUUCCAGCCUCCAACACCACCCUGCCAACAUCCUUCCACCACCUCGACCCACCCCCUUGCCAACUCCAACACCCACACCCCUGCCAACAUCCUUCCACCACCUCCGACCCACCAACACCCUUCCAGCACCUCGACCCACUCCCCUGCCAACACCCUUCCAGCACCUCGACCCACUCCCCUGCCAACACCCUUCCACCUCCUGCCACACCUCCACUCACCCCACUCCCUGCCAACACUCCACCACCUCGACCCACUCCCUGCCAACACCCUUCCAGCACCUCGACCCACUCCCCUGCCAACACCCCUUCACCACCUCGACCCCUCCCCUGCCAAACACCCUUCCACCACCUCGACCCACUCCCUGCCAACACCCUUCACCACCUCGACCCACUCCCCUGCCCAACACCCCCCUCGCCUGACCCUUCACCACCUCGACCACUCCCCUGCCAACAACACCCUCCCCUCCACACUCACCACCUCGGACCCACUCCCCUGCCAAACACCCUUUCCAAGCACCUCGACCCACUCCCCUGACAACACCCUUCACCACCUCGACCACACUCCCCCUGCCAACACCCUUCGCAGCACCUCGACCCACUCCCCUGCCAACAAUCCGCUUCCAACACCGCCUUCGACCACACUCCCGACCACACCUCCCCUGCCCAACACCCUUCCACCACCUCGAGACCCCACCCCUGCCAAGCAACACCUCGCACCUCUGCGACCCACUUCCCCCUGCCAACACCCCGAACCACUCCCCUGCCCCAACCACCACCAGCACCUCGACCCACUGCCCUCUUUCCACCCACCUCGCCUGCAACGACCCUUCGGCACCAGCACCUCGACCCACUCCCGCCAACAACGCUUCCAGCUUCCAAAUACCCUGUCCAGCACCUCGACCCACACCCCUGCCAACACCCUAUCCAGAAGCCUCGACCCUACUCCCCUGCCAACACCCUUCCAGCAACCGCCUCGAAACCAACUCCCCUGCCCAACACCGCUUCCCAGCACCUCGACCGCCGACCUCGCACUCCAACACCCUUCACCACCUCGACCCCACCCCCCUGCCAACACCCUCCAGCUCCAAACACCCACACCCCUGCCAACAUCCUUCCACACCUCGACCACUCCCCUGCCAACACCCUUCCAGCUCACAACACCGUCACACCCCUGCCUAAAAACAUCUCCUUCACACCACCAUCGACCACACUCCCCUGCCAACAACCCUUCGCAGCUCCAACACCCACACCCCUGCAACAUGCCUUCCAACCACCUCGACCCCACUCCCCUGCCAAACCAACCACUUCCAGCUCCAACACCCCACACCCCUGCCAACAUCCUUCCACCACCUCGACCCACUCCCUGCCAAACACCCUUCCAUACCAGCUCCAACACCCACACCCCUGCCAACAUCCUUCACCACCAACCUAGACCCAGCUCCCCUGCCACAACCGCCUUCCAGCACCCACCCAUCCCACUGCCACACCCUUACAGAUCCAACACCACACACGCCUGCCAACAUGCCUUCGACCCACUCCCCUGCCCACCUUCCACACCUUGA
This is a messenger RNA of Penaeus vannamei (Pacific white shrimp), 2559 nucleotides long. Lineage: Eukaryota; Metazoa; Arthropoda; Malacostraca; Decapoda; Penaeidae. The record is from RefSeq and is a predicted model, not a curated record.